Parnassius apollo (apollo) is the source of this 540-nucleotide messenger RNA. NCBI's taxonomy places the organism in Eukaryota, Metazoa, Arthropoda, Insecta, Lepidoptera, Papilionidae. The record is from the annotation of a GenBank genome assembly.
AUGCAUCGUCUUUUUACUGAGCUGGAGCCAUCUAUUACUGUCACCGAGCAAAACCUGGCAGACCGAGUUCGGUAUAUCUUACGCUCAAAUAUAUUUGAUGGCGCCGAACUCGAACGGCUACGACGUGAGGCUGUUCCCUCAUCAAAUGAAAACGCUACGACUGAGAGUGCGGUGCCACAAGUUGCAGAAGAACCCGCACACGUGGAUGCCGCCGAGAAUACCCCAGUGGUUGCUGAUUCAAAUGAUGAUGGAACAUUCACCCAGGAACUAGAAAUAGAGCAAAUGAGGAGUACAUUGGAAGAGGCGAUUAUGGAAACGCGCAGUACGCCUCUCGAAAAUCGACCGCGACUUCCCCCGCAUAGCCCUAAGCAAGCGGAAUCGGGCUGUCGUGAGGGCUCUGAACCCAAUGCUGGUGACCUAUUUGGAAGCCAGCCGGGACCUUUGCGAGACGGACUCAAUUCUCUUUGGCGCCGCACUGGCAGUCUGCCGUAUUAUAGGCGCCAAACUUUCCACGGCUGGACGCACUACUGGACAAAGUAG